Messenger RNA from Rotaria socialis, 1158 nucleotides. NCBI's taxonomy places the organism in Eukaryota, Metazoa, Rotifera, Eurotatoria, Philodinida, Philodinidae. The record is from the annotation of a GenBank genome assembly.
AUGAAUUCGUUUCUAAUUGGUAUUAUAAUAUCACUUUUAUUACUCGUUUUUCAAGCGAGAUCAAAUGAAGAACAAUAUGAAAUCGAUCCGAAUGGUUAUAUUAUUUUUUGUUUAUGUAUGGGUCGUUUUGGAAAUCAAGCAGAACAUUUUCUUGGUGGAUUAGCAUUUUCAAAAUUAAUUAAUCGAGCAUUGAUCGUUCCACCUUGGCGUACUUACAAGAAUGUUCCAUAUUCAGAAUGGUUUCAAUUAGAAUCGCUUUUAUCCUAUCAUCGUGUUAUUGACGCUCAAGAUUUUAUGGAACAACUUGCUCCUCGUAUAUGGCCACAAGAAUCACGCAUUGGAUUUUGUUGGUUACCAGCUGAUAAAUCUAAAAAGGAUUGUAAAAUGAAAGAUGGAAAUCCAUUUGAAUCAUUUUGGAAUGAGUUACAUAUUGAUUUUAUUGAUACAGUUGCAUAUCAACUUAACUAUGAUGAAUAUUCAAUUGAUCAAUGGAAUCGAUUAUUUCCAUUUUUUCGUUAUCCUGUUAUAGCUUUAAAAGGUGCACCAGCUUCAUUUCCAAUGGGAGCUCGAUAUCGUUCUUUGCAAAAAUAUAUGACGUGGUCUGAAAAUAUUAUAAAUGAAGUUCAACAACAUCAAAAAAAUCUAUUCAAUAAUGAAUCAUAUAUUGGUAUGUUUGUAAUUGAAUUUAUUGGGUCACUUUAUUUUAUUUUUUUCUAUGAAGGAAUUCAUUUACGAAAUGAUCUCGAUUGGGAACGAGCUUGUUCUAACGUUGAAUCGUAUGAAACUCGUUCGUAUAUGGCCUCACCUCAAUGUCUUGAUCUACUAUCAUCUUCACAUACAUUUGUUACACAUAAAAUAUGUUACCCAACUGAUGAAGAAAUACUUCGUUUAUUAAAAAAUGUUAUUCUUCGUACACGCAUACGCAAUAUCUAUGUUGCAACAGAUAAACGAUCAAUGAUUAAAGAAAUUGAAGAACAUUUGUCGGCACAACGUGUGCAUGUUAAACAUCUAGAUCCAUGGUUACCUGUUAUUGAUGUUGCAAUGUUAGCACAUGCAGAUUAUUUUAUUGGAAAUUGUGUUUCAUCAUUUACAUCAAUUGUUAAACGAGCAAGAGAUAUAAAAAAAUUGCCAAGUGCAUUUUGGGGUUUUAGUAAUUAG